Messenger RNA from Exophiala spinifera, 1626 nucleotides. RefSeq lists its product as uncharacterized. Gene Ontology annotation, molecular function: ergosterol O-acyltransferase activity. The coding region runs from base 1 to 1626 and encodes 541 amino acids. NCBI's taxonomy places the organism in Eukaryota, Fungi, Ascomycota, Eurotiomycetes, Chaetothyriales, Herpotrichiellaceae. The record is from RefSeq and is a predicted model, not a curated record. Gene Ontology annotation, cellular component: endoplasmic reticulum membrane. Gene Ontology annotation, biological process: ergosterol metabolic process. The transcript is spliced from 2 exons.
AUGGCCGCCGCCCAUGCUGCAGAUUCGGAAGGAAACCUCCUUCGUCCGCGACCUCUGAGGGUAUUACCUGAGGCAUUACGCGCUGCCGGUAAUCAUGGACUCAACGGUUUCUCCGAGGCGCCCUCUGGGAUAUCGAGUGGACGGUCGACACCCAUUCCUCAGGAUGCACCGCCGUCUGUACAGUCCCUCUCGUCCGCUCGAAAACAGGCCCGCGCCCAGGCGAAGCACCGACUCUACCACACGAUCGUGUACAAGAACCGAGUGUCUCACUUCGACCCCCGCAGCGACUACCGGGACUUUCGAGGCUUCUUUGUCCUGUUCUGGAUCAGUCUGACCAUCAUGGUCUUGACGACAGGACUUCGGAACAUCAAAGAGACAGGCUAUCCGCUGCGAGUACAAGUGUACGAGCUCCUGUCGAGAAAUGUAGUGUCGAUGGCCUUGAGCGACGCCGUCAUGGUGUCGAGUACCGCCUUGAGUUUAGUCAUCCAGAAAUGGAUUCGAGGCCAGACUGGGAUCCUGCGAUGGAAACGGGCGGGCAUCUGGAUCCAGAGCAUAUAUCAAGCGCUAUGGCUCACGCUUUGGGUGGAGUGGCCGUUUCUUCUCGGCUGGACGUGGACGGCGCAGGUCUUCUUCGCCCUGCACACCCUUACUAUUCUGAUGAAAAUGCAUUCUUACGCCUUUUACAACGGUCAUCUCAGCGAGACCGAACGACGUCUGCAUGAGCUUGACAAACCAGAAACCGCCGACCGAGCAAAAGCUGUCAUCUACCCCAGUUCGCCAACACGUCUGCAAGAACUCGAUCCCGACAGUCUCAGCGAAACAAGCGCUGAAUCUCUGGAAGAACUCUCCCAGCUGCGGCAAGACUUGGCGACCGAGCUGACCUCUCCUCUCGGCCGAGUCACCUAUCCGCAGAAUCUGACCCUGGCCAACUACGUCGACUACAUCCUCUGUCCGACGUUGUGCUACGAGCUGGAGUAUCCGAGGACACCACACAUUCGCUGGCUCGAACUGUCGCAGAAGACGCUAGCCGUCUUCGGGUGCAUCUUCCUCAUGAUCACUGUGAGCGAGGAGUUUAUCACUCCUGUGCUCGCAGACUCGGCGAUCCAUCUCCGUAACAGCGCCUCAUUCGCCGACAGCGCGCUCGUGCUAGCGGAGACGACCAGUAUGCUACUGUUCCCCUUCAUGAUAACCUUCCUGCUCGUCUUUCUCGUUAUCUGGGAGUAUAUUCUCGGCGCGUUUGCCGAAAUUACCUGCUUCGCCGACCGACACUUCUACUCGGACUGGUGGAACAGCAGCGAUUGGCUUGAGUUCUCACGCGAGUGGAAUAUCCCCGUCUACCACUUUCUCCGACGACAUGUCUUUUUCUCUUCCAAGUCGUACGUCUCGACUCCGAUCGCCAUGACCAUCACUUUCCUGAUCAGCGCACUCGGGCACGAACUCAUCAUGGGUUGUAUCACCAAGAAAUUGCGAGGCUACGGGUUUGUGGCCAUGAUGUUGCAACUUCCCAUUGUUGCCGUUCAACGCAGUCCCCUGAUUCGCGGUCGGUGGGUUUUCAACAAUGCGGCGUUUUGGUUUAGCAUGAUCCUGGGUCUUAGCGGCAUGUGUAGCUUGUAUGUCCUCGUUUGA